AUGAAUUCUUCCACUUUACUACUAUUACUAGCACUACUACUAGUAGUAUCAUUACCUGUGGCAAAAUUAGCUAGCUUAUUUCAUCCUGGUACCGAGCAAAGUGUAGCUGUAAAAGGUAAAUUAUUGUGCAACGGUGAACCAGCUGCUAAUAUAAAAGUUAAACUCUACGAUGUUGAUGUUGGCUUAGACGAUCUAAUGGCUCAAGGAAGAACUGAUAAAAAUGGUGAAUUUUCAUUAAAUGGUACAGAAACUGAAAUUACACCAAUUGAUCCUAAAUUAAAUAUUUAUCACAAUUGCAAUGAUGGACAUAAGGAUUGUUCACGAAAAGUAUCAAUUAAAAUUCCAAAAAGUUCCAUUGUUGAAGGUGAGAAAGCAGGUGAAGCAUUUGAUAUUGGUGUUCUUAAUUUAUCCAGUAAAUUUCCUGGUGAAACACGUGACUGUAUUAAUUAA
Messenger RNA from Brugia malayi, 450 nucleotides. RefSeq lists its product as uncharacterized. NCBI's taxonomy places the organism in Eukaryota, Metazoa, Nematoda, Chromadorea, Rhabditida, Onchocercidae. Gene Ontology annotation, cellular component: cell surface. The record is from RefSeq and is a predicted model, not a curated record. The transcript has 3 exons. The coding region runs from base 1 to 450 and encodes 149 amino acids.